GGUGCUUAGGUAGAGCUUUUGGGGAAAUCUUAGUCUGAAGAGUUUGAUUUCCGAUGGCUUGACAUACAAGCAUUUAAAAAAUAGGCGGGAAAUGAAAGGUGGAGACUUGGGAGAUUGAUAGAAGAGUAUAUCAAGUUUAUAUCGAAACCAAACUUUCACAUUGUUACUAUUUUUACCUUAAAUAUAGCUACUAUUAGAGUAGCGAAAUUUACGCUUGAAAGACGCACAGAGCGUUUUCCUUAAUUCUUAAUGAGACAUCGUGCGAAAUGCGGAGUAUAGGGAAUAAUGUUUGUGGUACAUACCACUAACUAUAGAUACAUUUUAUGCAGAGUAUCCAACAAACAAUCAAUAAGGAGAGAUAUAUCCUAAACAAACGUAUUUGUAGUUAUACAUACAUCAUAUUGUAGGAAAAAAGAAGAUGGAGGAGGUAUUAGACUCAUUAAAUGUAAAACUAAGAGCAGUAAAUAAAGUUCGAGAUUUGAUUAAUGAAUAUAAAACAUUAUGUACAGAUGAAGAACGUAUAGUAUUUACCCUUAAUGUUAUGUUAGAAUAUAAUAUUAUUCCUAAACCAUGUGGAGAUAUAAAGAAUGCGAAGCAAUCUGAAAGAUUCAGAGACCAAGGUAACAAACUAUUUGUUUCAACAUCGUUAGAAAGUCAUACUUGUAUAGAAGCACUGAAAUUAUAUACUAAAAGUAUAGCUUAUGCUCCUUAUCCAUCACAACAGCUUGCUAUUGCAUAUGCCAAUAGGUCUGCUGUUUUAAUAAAAUUGCAUAAAUAUGAAUUAUGCGUCCAAGACAUAGAUAGAGCAUUAACAAUGUCACAUCUACUUCUAAAGAAUAUAUGUGCUAAACUUUAUGUUAGAAAAGUUGAGUGCUUAACUAUGAUGAAAGAUCCUCACAUGGAAGAUGUUAUAAAAGAAGUACAAAGUUGUUUGGAAAAUCUGUCUUUAGAUAAUGAGAUUAAAAAAAAAUUAGAUAUCAAAUUAAAUUCUGCAAAGAAUGUGUCAGUAUAUCAAGAGGUUAAAAAGGAAAACAUUAUGACACAAUUACAACAUCCAAAAAUAAUAACAUAUAAUGUUGAAAUUCCUUGUGCUUCUGAUGCUGUAGCUAUAAAAUAUAAUACAGAAUAUGGUAGACAUAUUGUGGCUACCAGAGAAAUAUGUCCUGGUGAAAUAAUUGCAAAAGAAAAGCUUUAUUGGAUGCUUUUAUCUCCUGCUAACUUGCUUACACAUUGCUCAAAUUGCUUAGAGGUAUCUUGGGCUAAUAUACCUUGUGAGAAUUGUACGUAUGCUAUGUAUUGUUCAGAGAAAUGCAAGUCCAUGGAAUGGGAAAAGUAUCAUGAUGUUGAAUGUGCAGUAUUUCCUUCUAUGUCAAAAAUGAAUUUUAGUAAAUUAGACCUACUGAGUCUGAGGCUUGCAAUUCAAGCUGUAAGAGAUGCUAAAAGUAUGCAAGAACUAAGAGAAGAGUUAAUAGAAGUUGAUAGUUGUGACAAUCCUCGUAUAAAAGGUUUUACAAAAGAUGGAAUUUAUUCUAGUAAUAAAUAUAGAAGUAUAUUAAGUCUUGUGACUCACACUGAUGAACGUUCAGUACAUGAUCUUUUUAGAAGAUCAUUAGAUGCAAGCUUUAUUUUAUAUUUCAUUGCAACAUGUACUAAUAUGUUUGGGAGUCCAUUAAGCAAAAAUUUAUCUGUGUUAAUAAAAAAUAUUGAUGUCAUAUUUGUUGGUGGUCUUAUAAUGAGGCACCAGCAGUUGAUACCUAGUAAUGUACAUAGUGUAUAUUCAAAAUCUAACUGUAUAAUUAUUUAUACUAUGUAUCCUAUUAAAACGGGUGAACAAUUAUUUGAUAAUUAUGGUCAACAUUAUGCAAUUACAUCAAAAGCCAUAAGACAGCAAGAAUUAAAACUCUUUGUGAUCGUUUUGAUUAUGAAUAAAUACAUAGUGGAUAAACACAUAAUAGACAAUUUGUUAACUAUGGUUAAAGUAUUAUAUGAUUUAGUCCCGAUGCCUUGCGAAGAAAUGAAUAAUGUGAUAGAAACUUUGAAACGUGUGUACGAUCUGAAUGGAAAUCGAUUUGAAAUUCCUAAUAUUUAGUAGUUUCUUAUAGUAGUAGUACUAGUUUUUUAUAAAACAAUUUUAUUGUUUGAUGUUAUAUAUGAUAGCUAUCGACUUUGUAAAUGGGCACGAGUGUCAAUAAAUCCAGUGGUGUCGUUCCGGGAUUAAUCGUGUGUAAUGUAAUCGUAUAUGUAUAAAUGUAAUGUUUGAAACGUUUGAAUUUUGUGAUGUACAUUUAUUGUAUGGUCUUUGUUAAAUAUGAAUAAACUGAGGUCUAAGGAAUAAAAUAUCGGCGAAAUGAUAUAAAUGUAAUAAUCUUUAAUAGCCGGUAAUAAUUAAAAUAUCAAUUUCAAUAUUUUCAUUGGUAUCGAUUAAUUAGGUAUUCCAAUAGUACUUUUACCUAGCGUCAAAGUAUACAGUUUGUAGUAUACAUUUGAGGUAGUGAAGAAGGUAGUAUGUGCAU
Messenger RNA from Eufriesea mexicana, 2513 nucleotides. RefSeq names its product SET and MYND domain-containing protein 4. Lineage: Eukaryota; Metazoa; Arthropoda; Insecta; Hymenoptera; Apidae. The transcript has 6 exons. Gene Ontology annotation, cellular component: nucleus; cytoplasm. Gene Ontology annotation, molecular function: histone deacetylase binding. Bases 419 to 2089 code for a protein of 556 amino acids. The record is from RefSeq and is a predicted model, not a curated record.